This is a messenger RNA of Planococcus citri (citrus mealybug), 2509 nucleotides long. RefSeq names its product zinc finger protein 616-like. Gene Ontology annotation, cellular component: chromosome; nucleus. The record is from RefSeq and is a predicted model, not a curated record. Gene Ontology annotation, molecular function: zinc ion binding; chromatin insulator sequence binding. Gene Ontology annotation, biological process: regulation of transcription by RNA polymerase II. The coding region runs from base 225 to 2183 and encodes 652 amino acids. The transcript has 10 exons. NCBI's taxonomy places the organism in Eukaryota, Metazoa, Arthropoda, Insecta, Hemiptera, Pseudococcidae.
AUCCAGUCGACGAAUUUAGGAAUUUUCGAAACCUCAAAGGAUACCUCUGAAUCACAAAUCUCAAACAAAAACAUCGAAGUUAUCAAAAGAAAAUCCUCAAAAGUAACUUCAAAACCCGAAAUUUCGUCCUUUGGUUCGAAAUUUGAGAUGAAUUUCGACCAAAAAUCCGUUCAAAAGCUGCCAUAAAUGGUCUACAAGUGGCCUGAUUGUCUCAAUCCUUCACCAUGGAUCAAGACUGUGUAGUUUUCGGCUGCCGGAAUUCCUCGGUGAUAUUUCAAGCAAAGAAGAAUGAUUGUAAUUUUUUCAAUUUCCCUCUAAGUGAACCAGAUCUGCUGGCUAGGUGGUUGAAGAAAUUGAACUUGGAAAGAUGGACUCCGGGACCGGAGAAUGUCAUUUGCGAAGAACACUUUUGCCUCGAAUCUUUUGAAAUAGUCGAUGAUAAACGUAGUCUUAAAUCCGAUGCUGUGCCGAGUAUGAUCGACGAUUGGCGUAGGAUUAUUACGAGCAACGAUGAUGCUUUUUUAGAUGUAUUUGAUGAACAUGUCGAAGAUAACGAACUGUCGAAAGAUAUACGAUGCAGAAUAUGUGCCAGUUUCCUGAGCGCGUCAAACGCCGUUGAUAUAUCUUCAAAAGAUGAUAACGUGAUGGAAAAAAUCAUGGCGUGUAUUCCUAUCCUUGUCAAAUCGGCAGAUUCGCUUCCGAAACACAUUUGUCGUAUGUGUUUGACUGAUUUAAAUAUAAGUUAUCGUAUGCUGGUCCGAGCUAUCGAAUCGGAGAAACUAUUUAAUAAUAUGUUGAAUAAAUCCGAAUCAAAAUCGUCGCUUCAACGUGACGAAGACGUUAUUGAAAAAUUAGUCGAUGUUGAAAAAAUAACCUCUUCUGAUUGUGUAAUUUGUAACGUACAUUUCGAUAACAUCGACGAUCUGAGUAAUCAUUUUCAAGAGAAACACGUCGACGAACUGGAUUUCAUCGAUCAAGACGUGGUUGAGAAACCUUCGCAGCAGAUCGAAUGUGAUGGAUUCGACAACGACGAACUGUUGACCUAUGUGGAAGAAAAAGACGUAGGAAACCAAGACCCUGACCCUGGAGAUGGUACAAUUAUCGAAUUAGAAUUCGAAGAAGAUCCGCUUAUAGUCGAAGGCAAAGAAGACGCAGAUCAAAUUACUAAUACUAUGCUUAUGAAGACGAGAUGGAAAUGCAACGUUUGUUCGAUGUCUUUCGCAUCCAAAGAUAUAUUGGAUUUUCAUACAGAGAAUUUCCACAAAUCGGAAGAACUCGCCGUACAAUCGACAUCCAACGAUACCGAACACGAUUCAGAUCAAAAUACCGAAGACGAUGCUCAAUAUUCGCUGUGUCAAUUCUGCAUGCAAGUUUUCUGCACCGCAGACGAACUCAACGAACACCUCGAAAGCCACGUAGAAUCUUUAGCUUGCGAUGUCUGCGGCUUCGUAUGUCAAGAUGUCGAAAACCUGAAAAAACAUCGCGAAACGCACAAACGAUCGAAUAAAAACAACACGUGUACGAUCUGCUUCACCGUAUUCCUAUCUCACAGCGAUAUGGUGCAGCAUUCCAAAGACGUACACAGAAUCAAAGAUCCGAAAGAAGACGCCCCUCAGCAGAAAUGGAUAUGUAAAUAUUGCGGUAAAGAGAUCGGCACAAAGUUGAGUUUAUCCAUACACGAACGAAUCCAUACCGGAAUCAGACCCUACGUGUGCGAAUGCUGUGGCCGAAGCUUUAAAUCCAAAGCGAAUCUCAUACAGCAUCAACCAGUCCAUACAGGAAUCAAAAGGUACAAAUGUUCAGUCUGUGAGAAAGCUUUCGCUCGGAAGGCAUUCGUUACCACUCAUAUGAGAGUUCAUACCGGAGAACGUCCGUUCAAAUGUGAAAUUUGCGGCAAUCGGUAUACUCAAAUUGGAGAUAUGCGUAGACACAAGAAAAGACACCUCAUCAACGGAACAACCAACUUGGUCAACGCAUCAUCUACAAAACCUACCCCUGUUCAAACUCUACCUGCGAGACUAUCGAUCCAACCUCAACGUGAUCUACUCGUCGACGAUAAUAAAAUCGAAACUAUCGUAACGGAUCCGGGUACCACCGUUGUCGAGAAUAACGGUUUAAUUAAACUUCAUUUUGCCAAAGAUGUGACCGAUUUUCGUAGGAUACUUGUCGAACUGCAGCAAUAAACGGAUAGAUGUCAUUGGCCGUGACGAUGGACACGAAGAUACGAGGUAGCUGGGCUGCUCGUGUCCUCUGUCCUCGACGGUGACGGAGAAGAAGAGUGUUGAAGAUGCUAGUUAAAUACUUCUAAAUGCAACGCUGGAUGUUGUUUUUUAAACGAAUUCUAUUUUAAUUUUUAAUGUGUAGUAAUGGUGUUCAAUGAAGGAAGAUGCUUUUAUUUAUCUUGAAAAUAUGGACUGUUUUUUUUUUCUUUUUAGCUUGUCACACACGAUCGUGGUUUUCUCUGCUUGUUUUGUUACGAAUGGUUUUAGAAAUAAAUUUUUAUAUCGUG